Messenger RNA from Colletotrichum truncatum, 1635 nucleotides. The record is from RefSeq and is a predicted model, not a curated record. NCBI's taxonomy places the organism in Eukaryota, Fungi, Ascomycota, Sordariomycetes, Glomerellales, Glomerellaceae.
AUGUUGCUGCUCUCUUUCUUCCUCUCCUUUUUCCUCCUGCCGUCGGCCGUGUUUGCAGCCUUCGGCUGGUCUGACAGCGGCAGCGAGUAUGUGAUCGACUCUGGUGCCGAUCUCGUUAUCAAGGUCACCAAGUGCUGCGGUGACAUUUCUUCGCUCAAGUUCAAGGGUGUUGAGUACAACGGCUGGGGCGGCAAGAACACCCACGUCGAAUCUGGCUUGGGCGCUAGCACCGUCAGCAUCGCUAGUUACUCAAACGUCAUCAAGGUCUCUGUUGUUCACGGCACUUUGAAGCACUGGAUCUUUGUCCGAUAUGGCAACAACAAUGUUUACUUGUUCACAAACAAAAAGGACAACUCGAUCUCUGCCAUGCGCUACAUCGUUAGAAUCAAGGGUGGAAUCUUCUCUCACGGUUCUACCGAGAGUGAUUUUUAUGAUGGCGGCAGCAGCAUUAUCGAGGCUCAGGACAUUAACGUAAACAGUGCCGGCUUGACCAAGAGCAAGCACUACCAAGGCUCCAACUACGGCAGGACUAUUGACUAUGACUACGUUGGCCGCAAGAAGAGCGGUGUCGGUCUGUUUAUGAUCCGAAGCAACCACGAGAAGGCCUCUGGCGGCCCCUUCUUCCGCUCCCUUGUUCGCCGUGCCGACCCCACGGGAGAGGACUUGUACGACAUCUACUACUACAACAUGGGCCACACCGACCCCAUGCGCACCGGCCUUCAGGGUCCCUCCGUUCUUUCUUUCACCAAUGGCGAGGACCCUAACAGCAACCUGUUCGCCCGCAAGGCCGACUGGUCCUGGUUCGAUGACAAGGGCCUCGACGGCUGGGUUCCCGCUUCUGGUCGUGGAUACGCCAGCGGUGUCGGUCUGAAGAACAUGAAGAGCGGCAAGACCUACGUUGUCGGCCUCAGCAACGCCAACGCUCAGUACUGGGCAACCGCAGGUGCCAACGGAGCCUGGUCUAUUACCAAGAUCAUCCCCGGCACUUAUACAGUGACCGUCUACAAGGACGAGCUUGAGGUUGCCACCUCCUCCGUCACCAUCACCGCCGGCAAGGGCUCCGCCGUGAACACGCUCACCUGUGUUGACCCCCAAGAUGAUGCCACCAUCUGGCGCAUUGGAGAGUGGGACGGAACUCCCCGUGGCUUCCUCAACUUCGAGGAUACACCAAUGAAACUGACCUACAUGCACCCCUCCGACAAGCGCAUUGCGACCUGGAACGCGGGCAACUUCAUUGUCGGAACGCACUCCGCCAACCGCUUCCCCGGUUACAUGUGGAAGGAGGUCAACAGUGGCUACCUCAUCUACUUCAAGCUUAAUGCCGAGCAGCUCAAGUCCGGCCAUACCGUUCGUAUUGGUCUCACUGAGGCUUACAUUGGUGGCCGUCCUUCUAUCAAGGUCAACCAGUGGUCCUCUGCCUUGCCUGCCGCUACUAAGCAGGCCAGCACCCGCUCGCUCACUGUUGGCACAUACCGUGGAAACAAUGUGAAGCUCACAUAUGCUGUUCCUCAGUCCGCUUGGAUUCAAAGCACAAGCGAGUACCAAAUCCUCACCAUCAACAUCAUUUCCGGCAGCUCUGGAGUCAAGUUCCUCAGCCCUGGUGUCAGUUUUGAUGCUAUUGAGCUUCUUCCUUAA